Lactuca saligna is the source of this 252-nucleotide messenger RNA. The record is from the annotation of a GenBank genome assembly. Lineage: Eukaryota; Viridiplantae; Streptophyta; Magnoliopsida; Asterales; Asteraceae.
AUGGCGGAGACCGAUGAUAGAAUUGCAAUUGAAAAAUUCUUUAAUGGCGGAAGAUGCAAAGGAAGGCAAUCAACGGUUCUUCGUUCCUCUCAUGUCGCCGGCAACAAAGAAGAUCAAGGGGAAGAUCCCCCGGUGCUCAUCUUCGUCGGAUUAAGGAGGAGAAGCAUGAUUGGAAUCAGAAAUCGGGAAGCACCUCCAGUGCUUCACCGAUUCGAAGGAGGAGGAGGAAAAUAUAGAUUCCCGAUACUUUGA